Nilaparvata lugens (brown planthopper) is the source of this 2014-nucleotide messenger RNA. It is a transcript of the gene Uro, whose product is annotated as uricase. The transcript has 6 exons. Gene Ontology annotation, cellular component: peroxisome. The record is from RefSeq and is a predicted model, not a curated record. Lineage: Eukaryota; Metazoa; Arthropoda; Insecta; Hemiptera; Delphacidae. Bases 476 to 1489 code for a protein of 337 amino acids. Gene Ontology annotation, molecular function: urate oxidase activity. Gene Ontology annotation, biological process: purine nucleobase catabolic process; urate catabolic process.
AAAUAAUAUGGGUGAAACACAAAAUCCAAUGGAAUGUUCCAGAUACAGCGGUUUGAUGAUGAAUCAUUGGAAAAUAACACAUCAUACUGUUAGGAAAAAUGAUGAUAAUUAGCACAUCACAAAUCGAUAAUGACGUACUAUCAUGAUUUUUUUCACCUUGAGAGUCAAUCAUUUUUCUCUGUAGAACAAUAAAGAUACAUUUUUCAUAAUUUGUUUACUUUUAUGUUUUAUCAAAACAUGUACGUAUUGGAUUGAGUCUAGUAUUUUUGAAAUUACAUCAUUGAGAAAGCUGAAACAGCCUUGAUAAUUUUCCCAACGGAGGGAUAAUCGUGUUUAUGACUUUAUAAGAAUACAUGUAAUCUUUGCGAGUCAAUAUGUUAUUGUUUAAAUUCACAUCAAUCCGAUAAGAGUGUCAAGUACUACUCUUCCUUUAUUAUUUAAGUGACUUGUUAUUUCUUCAAGAAAUUAGUUAGCCAUGGAAGUUAAUAGGAAAAUGUUAAACAGCAACAGUGGUGAAACUGGAAAAUAUGUAGUUUAUGAUAAUACAUCUUAUAAUUCGACUGAAAGAUUUGAUGAUGCGUAUGAUUUGCAACAAUUCGGGUACGGCAAGAACAAUGUGAAGGUGCUUUAUGUACAACGCAAUGGACCCGUUCAUUCGAUUCGAGAGUGCGAAGUUGAUGUGAGGCUGCAGUUGACGUCCAAAGAAGACUAUUUGUCAGGCGAUAACUCGCGCAUCAUUGCCACCGAUUCACAAAAGAAUACGGUUUAUAUUCUGGCGAGGAAAUAUGGAAUAAAAUCUCCAGAACAGUUUGCGUUGAUUCUGUGCCAGCAUUUCAUCAACGUUUACAACCACAUUGAAAAGGUGAGGGCUCAUAUUUUGGAUUACCCAUGGCAAAGACUACAGGCAGGUAGCAGUCCUCACAAUCACGCAUUUAUCAUGGUGCCCAGUGUGACACGCUACUGCACCGUAACUCUUCAAAGAAAAGGUGUUCCAAGCGUAAUAAGUGGUUUAAAGGAUCUGAGAGUAAUAAAAACCACGCAGUCCGCAUUUCGAGGUUUUCUCAAAGAUGAAUACAGAACGUUGCCAGAUGCAGAGGACAGGAUUUUCAGUACAGUAGUUGACUCAUCAUGGCAAUACUCCGAAAUCGAUACUGUUGAUUAUGACAAAGCUUGGACUACGGUAAAAGACUGCAUUCUAGAGAAAUUCGCAGGUCCACCGAAAGAGGGUAUAUAUUCGCCAUCCGUCCAAAACACCUUAUAUUUGGCUGAGCGGCUCAUACUGGAUAAAUUGCCAGAGGUUGAUAACAUAGAGAUGUCAAUGCCUAAUAAGCAUUACUUUGAGGUAAACUUCAGCAAGUUUCCGAAGUGGCUAGUUGGAGAGGGACCAAACGAUACAGUAUUCUUGCCAGUCGACAAACCAUCUGGAUUCAUCCAUGCCAAGCUUGGCCGCUCCAAAAAUACUCACAAAUUACAGAAAUCUAAACUCUAAUACCGUAUUGCAAUCCAAAUUUAGAGUGAAUUUUCAUGUACAAAAUGUAUUCAUUAUUUUAUAGUAUGUUGUUCGUAUAAAUCAUAACAUUUUAAUGUAAGUUAUAAUUCAAUUUAAUUUGAAUCAGUAAGUUUUAAUGAAACGCUCGCAACACUUGGUAUCACAUAUCAACUACAUAUUAUGUAGUUUGCGAUACUUCAUUCUAUUAGUUAAAAACCGGUUAAGUGUGUUGAGUAUGAAAUAGAUUGUGUGUAUGAUUUAUAAUAGUUUUUCUAUUGAUUUGAAUGAAGCAGUGUAUUGAGUAUCCAGAGUAUGGAAUAGGAUGUGUGUAUGAUUUAUAAUAUUUUUCUAUCAAAUUGAAUGGAGCAUGAUUCUAAUAGGCGGUUUGUAAUUACGAUGAUAGUACGUAUGAAUAAUAGUAAUGUAUCUUCUAGUAAAUCGUAUCUUAAGCUUUAUUAUUUCACUGGAACUUAGUAUUAAUUAUUUUUUAUAAUAUUAUUUCAUAAAAUAGUUUUGAUUCACGAC